Molecule: messenger RNA, 1875 nt
Organism: Python bivittatus (Burmese python)
Lineage: Eukaryota; Metazoa; Chordata; Lepidosauria; Squamata; Pythonidae
Product: tumor necrosis factor receptor superfamily member 10B-like
Biological process (GO): positive regulation of apoptotic process; TRAIL-activated apoptotic signaling pathway
Cellular component (GO): plasma membrane; cell surface
Molecular function (GO): protein binding
Source: RefSeq, a predicted model, not a curated record
UCUAGCGGGCCCUGGAGGAAAGCCGGGUCCUUCGCAUUCCUUCACUGAGCGGAAGAAAAAGUCCUAGCUCCGCGGGGAACACCGAGAAGGAGCUGGCGCUCUUUGGGCUCGCGGGAGCUGCGAAUUUGGGCGGGUGCACGCCUGCUAUUGGCGAAAAGGUCCACUUUAGGCCUUUCCGAAACUUCAGGAGCGGGAAUCUCCGGCCACGCUGAUCGAGGACGGAGGGGUGGAAGUUACGUCUCCCCGUCACAAGACUUCGCCGCGUUAAAGAUAGGUGGGAUCGCUGCAUACCCUGAGAUGGCGGUGAAGUGGUUAGCGGUCUUGACGUUGCUGGCCGAGGUCGAAUCUCCACCACUGCAAGCCUAUUGUGAUCCUGGAGAAUAUCCCUAUUCUGGGAUUUGCUGCAAAUACUGUCCUGCAGGUACCCAUUUUGAGGAAUACUGCGAUUCUCCACAUACGUUGGGGAAGUGUAAAUCCUGCACAGAUGGAGAAAACUACAUGGAUCGUGAGAAUCGUCUAGACCAUUGCUUAUCUUGUGAUGAAUGCAAAUCUGGUUUCAAAAUGGUGAAACCCUGCACUACAAAGAACAACACCGUAUGUCAGUGCAAUGAUGGCUAUUUCCGUCCUCAAGGCUAUGAGGAAUGUAUGAAAUGCAAGACGCGGUGUCCCGAAGGACAGGUGAUUGUGCAUAACUGCAAUGCCACGACGGAUAUGAAAUGUGGACUACCAAAUGCAGGCAGGAAUACUGAUGUUUUUGUAGCCAAAACAACAUCAUCUACAUCUAAGAGAGAGGUAUCACCAAGUCUGGAGAAACCCCAAGAAUCUUCCACUUCCUUACUUAUGUGGCUUUUCAUCGGGGUUGGUUUUCCUGCUCUGGUGCUGUUCGGCUGGAAUAUAUAUAAAUGGAGAAAGUCUUCCUCUGUAAAGGAGAAAGAAAAAGAAGAAGCCAAAGCACAUUUGAUACCUGGUAACAAUGAGCACGUAAACUCUACUGUUUCUCAAAACAACUUGCCUGAAACUGCUGAGAGAAGCAAUUUGGAGUUGAGCAAUAGAGAAGAAAACUCUUUCCUUCCAAGUACAUCAUCCAUUUCACCAUUGUGUGAGGUUGCUCUUUUGAAUGAGCAGUCAAAUGUAGGAAAUGAUGUACUGAGAUCUAACAAACUUGUAGUGAUGAUUAAAAAUUCUUUUGAAGGGUGGGAAGACAUUUGUUUGCUGAUAAUGGACAUGGUGGGAGAAACUUACUGGAAUACACUUAUGAGGAAGUGUGGCUUAUCAGACAAUGACAUUGACAAAAUAAUCCAUGAUUAUCCUCAUAUUAAUGAACAGUAUCAUCAGAUGUUAAAAACUUUGCGAGACAGGAAUGGAACUGUUGAUGCUUUAAAUAAAAUACUUGCUGGCCUGCAGGAAAUGAAACUUAAAGGUAUUUAUGAAAAUCUAGUAAAUGAAUUAAAAAGCAGAGGUAUAGUAACAAUGGUGGCCGAAGACUAAUUUAGUUUUUGUUUAUUUAUUUUUAACUAUGCAAAAACUGAGCUUGGACAAUGUUUGGAAAUCACAAUCCCUUCUGUGAUUCUUUAAUGUCCUUAUAAAAAUGCUAUUGUGACCAAAGUUCAGUGUAACAUUCAAACAUUUCAUGCAUUGCUAAAUGUCUGAAUGACAGCAGGAUGAAGCUGGAUUCAUAGUUUGCUGCGGGUUCAGCAUUCCAAAUCUACUUUGCUGCACAAGUAAAAUUUCAGUAUCUAAAGCUGCUGAAAUACAGAAUCCAGUGGAGUAAGAAGAGAUCUGUGUGUGCUUUUGCUAGUAUUGUAGGAAAUUACAAAUAAAUUGUGAUAUUUCAUUUGUGGUAUUUUAUUUGGAAAAACCCUAAAGAUGUACAAU